Messenger RNA from Stylonychia lemnae, 405 nucleotides. The record is from the annotation of a GenBank genome assembly. Lineage: Eukaryota; Ciliophora; Spirotrichea; Sporadotrichida; Oxytrichidae.
AUGGAAAGAGCAAGAGCAUAAACAGGAAACAAUGUAUUUAAGAUAAUACCAAUCGCCCACUAAAAGAAAUAAACAUCAAGUGGCUUAGCAAUGAAACAAGUUUACUAGGUCAUAAAAUGGUACUAUAAUCCUGAGAUACAUCUUAAGACAUGGAAGUUAUCAGAUCUUUUAGUAGAUUUAGAAUAAUAAAUCUUAGAAUAAGAUGUAACUAGAUAGGCGAUCUUUUAUUCUACACCAUACAGAAAUACUUUCCUAAGCUUUGAAAUUGAUGGAAAAUUCUACAAUAGAGAAGAUUGUGCAACAACGCCUUUAGAAGGCUUGAUUGAGAAUUGCUAGAUAUUCAAAGUUCAUGCAAACUAUGGGCUUAAUGGAGGGGCAGGUGGAGCCUGUUGUACUAUUUUUUGA